AUUGGGCUCUCCGGAAUAAAGGGGGCGGGUUUUCUUUUCCCUCCCUCCCUCUCCCAGUCCACCCUACUAGCCGACUGCACGGCCACACUUACUGUUCAGACGUUGCCCAUCGUUCUUGACGUGCAUUUCUCACCUCUUUCUCUGUCUCUCACAUUUAACUUUGGUUUAAUUUUUCUCUCUGUUGCUCUAUUCCGUUUGCGUAGAUGACUCAGACUAGUUGUUAUUUUACCUAUUUAAUAGUAUAAUGGCUGUCGAGACAACUGUGGCUGAUAGUAGUGAAACAGUAGUGAUGAACCGUGAUCCAGUUGAAGGUAGCAGUAGCAGUUCCAGUUGCAACAGUCUUAGUGAACAAGCCUCGCCGGAUAGUUCCUGUGUCAUGAUGGAUGAACAAAUUCAAACGACGGAUCAACAGGAGACUACCAACGGUGCUGCGAUGGACACGCCACCGAGGAGACAGAGUAGUGUUAUCCGACUCAUCCGCCCGGAAUUGUUGAUGAAAGAAGAACACGUGUUGAGUGCGACCGACUUGUCUGCUCCUAGGAUCGAUGUCAUUGUCAAUCCGCACCAAUUUCAACCGGAAUUCCGGCCCAUGAUGAUGCAGCAGCAGCAACGUCGUGCAGUUAAACGUCCAUCGCUUCCGCACAAUGGAAACGCUUCCGCCGUUGUUUCGUCGUCUACCAGCCCAGGUCCUUCGAGCCGCACUCCGCCUCCACCUCAACAACCGGUACAACAACAACAACAGCGUUCAAACAACAAUAAUAUCGUCAUGGGACCACCUCCACCACCUCCGCCGGCUCUUCUAUCUUCACCUCCGGCUGUUGCUCUUCCCAAAAAUGGAGGUCCUGUGGCCAAAUCGCCACCCACCGGCGGUCGCAUCCGCAAAUCCACUGCCGGCGCCCAUCGUCGUCAUUUGGCAUCAUCGCUGGAUCACGCCGAAGAGCCUUCCAGUUCCAUUCCCGAAAUUGAAUUUGACGGAACGACUGUCCUGUGCCGCGUUUGCGGAGAUAAAGCUUCCGGCUUCCAUUAUGGCGUCCAUUCGUGUGAAGGCUGCAAGGGUUUCUUCAGACGGAGCAUUCAACAAAAGAUCCAGUAUCGGCCGUGCACCAAGAAUCAGCAGUGCUCCAUUCUGCGCAUCAAUCGCAAUCGAUGCCAAUACUGUCGACUCAAAAAGUGCAUCGCUGUCGGAAUGAGCCGUGAUGCUGUUCGAUUUGGUCGUGUACCGAAGCGGGAAAAGGCCAAGAUUUUAGCGGCCAUGCAGUCGGUGAACGCCAGAUUGGCUGAGCGUUCACUUCCGGCCGAAUUUGCUGAUGAAGUUCAGUUGAUGCAAUCUGUCGUCCGUGCCCACAUGGAGACGUGCGAUUUCACCCGCGAAAAAGUCCAAAUUUUAAUGGCCGAUGCCCAUCGCCAGCCCAACUACACGGCCUGCCCACCCACUUUGGCUUGCCCGUUGAAUCCGACGCCAGCGCCUUCCAACGGCCAACAGCAAUUGCUGCAGGAUUUCUCCGAGCGCUUCCUUCCGGCCAUCCGCGAUGUGGUGGAAUUCGCCAAACGUUUGCCCGGCUUCACCCUAUUGGCCGAAGACGAUAAAGUCACGCUCUUGAAACCCGGAGUCUUUGAAGUACUUCUCGUUCGAUUGGCCGCCAUGUUUGACUCACAGAGCAACACCAUGCUGUGCUUGAACGGCCAACUACUAAGAAGGGACGCCCUUCACAAUUCGUCCAACGCCCGAUUUUUAAUGGAUUCCAUGUUUGAAUUUGCCGAGAGACUCAACAGCCUGGCACUUAAUGACUCUGAAUUGGGUCUCUUUUGCGCCGUUGUCGUCAUCGCUGCCGAUCGACCCGGAUUGAGGAAUGUGGAAUUGGUGGAGCGGAUGCAAUCGAAAUUGCGAUCCGUUUUGGAGAAUGUUUUGAAUCAAGCCCAUCCUGACAAGGCUGGACUCUUUUUGGAAUUGUUGCGCAAGAUUCCCGACCUGCGCACGCUCAACACCCUUCACUCUGAAAAAUUGCUGGCCUUCAAGAUGACUGAGCAACAACAGCAGCAACAACAACAACAACAACAUUAUAAUCAUCAUGCGCAGCAGCAGACUCCUCCCCCGACUGCCAGUCCUUGGCACAAUGACAGGGACAGCUACGACGAAGAAGGUGGCGCCAAGAGUCCGAUGGGAUCCGUGUCCAGCAGUGGCGCUGAAUCCAUUUGCUCCGGCGUCGAAGGCACCUCGUCGAUGAGCGAUUUGCCGCUAUUGGCCGCUGUUGCCGGAAGCGCUGUGCCGCUCAUGUCUGGCGGCUCACACCGACGCCGACUCCGCGGCCCGUCCGAGAACGGAUCAUCUUCCAUGUCGAGCGACGGCGAAGAAAUGGAUUCCACCGGCCGUUCUCUGAUGAGGAUGGUCGAGUCGCCUCCGCGGACCCACAGCGCUGGAGCCGGAAGCAAUGCUGGCAGCAGCUGCCCUUAUUCAAAGAUGCGCAAAUUGGAUUCUCCGGACGAUUCCGGAAUCGAAUCGGGUGUGGAUCGCUACGAGAAAAUGUCGACGGCUUCCCGGUCGACCAACACGUCCCUUUGCUCAUCACCGCGCUCUUCGCUGGAAGACAAAGUCAAGGAAGUGGAUGAGAUGCAGCAACAUCAUCAACACCACCACCAUCAUCAUCAUCAUGCGGCUCCAUCGGCCGGCGGCCGUGUAGGCCAGUCGAGCGUCGACGACAUGCCCGUCUUGAAGCGAGUCCUUCAGGCUCCGCCUCUUUUCGACACCAACUCCCUGAUGGACGAGGCGUACAAACCGCACAAGAAAUUCCGGGCUCUGACGCGUUGCGCCGGAAGCAAAGGCGAAGAAUCGCCGAUGCGAGUGCCGGCCGUCAGCUCGCCUCCUCGCAGCUCGCCGACCUCCUCUUCUUCAUCAUCGUCUUCGUCUACGUCGACCGUGAGCGUCUUGUCUGCGGCUCUCAGUUCCCCUCCGGGCACGUACUCUGCCCUGUGCAGUGCCUUGACGUCACCUCCGUCGACGUCGUCGUCUUCGUUGCUGGCGUCUUCGUUGUCUUCGGGCGUCGUCAGUUCGCUGACGUCGACCCACUCGACCCUGGCCCGUUCCCUGAUGGAAGGUCCCAAAAUGGUCAGCACCGAACAGCAGCGCCGCGCCGAUCUCAUCGUCGCCAACAUCAUGAAGGGCAACGUGACGGGCUCAUCGCCCACACCUUCAUCGUCCAGCCAAAACUAUUGUCCGUCACCCCUUUCCAGCAGCAGCAGCAGUAACGGACAACAACAACAAAGAACCGUUUUGACUUCCGGUCCACUUUACGCCGGCUCUUCCUCGCCAUCUAGCUGGAAUUACCACCACCAUCAGAGGUCGUCGCCAGUGUCUCCUCCACAUCACCACUCUAGCCCAAGUCCCAGCAGCAGCCGAAUUCCGCAACAACAACAACAACAGCAACAGCCGGAAUCGGUUUCUUCAGUUGGAGCCGAUUCACAACCGUUGAAUUUGUCGCUCAAGUCGCCCUCGUCGUCGCCGGCCAGGCCAACGACGCCAGUCACGCAGCACAACAACACUCACUAUUUCCCCCUUCACGCCUAAAAAUGAUUGACGACGAAGAGUUUCUCUCACCGUACCUGUGGAUUGUGUGUGUGUAUGUGUGUUUGUGUGUGUGUUGGAUGGGGAGAGGAGGAGGAGGCAUGGGGGUGAUGGGGCAACUAUUAAGCGUAGGAGGAUCCCAUUUUUUGGUUGCAUCGUCAGCCGUGUUUUUGAUUCGAUCCCUUUCAACUACUACAACAACAACAGCAAACAACCAACACCCUUUAAAAAAAAAUUCUUGUACAGAAUAAGAAACUGUAAAACUAGUUCUUCGUUAUCACCAGCAUCAGUGUCGAUUAUUCUACUCGGUCUUUAUAUAAUUAUCUAUCCCCCCCCCCACACACUCCCGACCGAAUCUUAUAUAUAUAUAUACAUAGUAUAUACACUUGAGUUUGAUGUUUCUACAUGAUAUGAUCCAUUUUUCCUCGUUCAAAUUGAAAGGAAAAACAAAAAAAAAAACUCGAAUCGCGGAAUUGGCCUCGCUGUUAAACAGUCCCAUUUCGAAAUUGGCGCGUAAUUUUUCAAAAACUUUCUUUGCGGGAACAUUAUUUUUUCAUUUGCUGUGUUUAGCCGGUGGCGUCCAAGACGCAUUUUCUUUAUGCUGUAUUUUUGUUUUAAUCCCGACAACAAGGAAAUGUUUGUUAAAUUAAAUCGCCCACUAUUUCGACGAGGUUAUUUCCUUCUUCGUAAACAAAUUAGAGAGAAGCCCUCUAUCAAGAAAUUGUCCGUGUAUCGUUUGUCGUCACACCUGCUCGACCUAAAAUUUGUUUAAAAUAUUCAGUUUUUUUUUUUUUCACUUAAAAUUAAUUUCCCGUACAACUCCCGUACGAGCAUGUGACGGUCGAUCUCGACAUGAUUUUUUUCUUUUUUCGUUUCAUAAUUUUUUAUUUGUCCCCCAAAACAAACAAAAAAAAAAAAAAAAAGAAAUUUCGUAUGUUUUUGUGAUUUUUACGACGGACAACCCAUUUCCUGUGAACGACAGAGUGAGAGAGAGUGAUGGAAGGGUUUGAAAACAUUUGGGCAGGGGCUCCUUCCAUGUUUACCGUGUGUGAGUGUGGCGGUCGUUUUGAUGAUUGUUUUAUCCCAGUGGAAGACACACCUUUUUCUUCGUAUGUUUUACACCCCCUAUCUUUAUAUAUAUUAUAUAUAUAUAUAUAUAUAUUAUUACAACAAAAAAAUCUAAUAGUGUGUCAAUUUUUGUGUUUCUGUCAACAUUUCGGGGGUCUCUUUUUCGGAUUGGUUGAGGGGAGGGCAAAAAAACAAAAACCGAGUGAUGGAUAAAACAUUUUUUCUUUUGUCAAGUUUCCCUUUUUCUAAAUUGUAACUUGUGUCCAUGAGUUGCAAUGCACUCGGAAUUUCUGUACUUUUUUUUUGUUUCGGUUUUUUGUGUUUUUCUGUGGGAAUUAUGGAAACAAAAGUGAUUUUCUCUCUCUGUCGUUUACUUUCAAAAUUCUGUUUUUCAAUUGUUGCGUGUUUCGGUUUUCUAUUUGCAAAUUCUUUUUCUGUUAAUCGAAAGAAAUUGUCAUCCUCCCUCCCCCCAUAUAUAAUUCUAUAACGGAAUGCCUGUGUAAUGUGUGUGUAUCUGCGAAAAAAAUUUCAAAACUGUACGUGCCGUGUGUCCUCUAAUGACCGGUUAAUGUAGCGCAUUUCACGUGCGCAAUCUAGACAUUACAAUUAUGCAAGAAUGUCAAA
Molecule: messenger RNA, 5251 nt
Organism: Daphnia pulicaria
Lineage: Eukaryota; Metazoa; Arthropoda; Branchiopoda; Diplostraca; Daphniidae
Gene: Eip75B
Product: nuclear hormone receptor E75-like
Exons: 7
Coding region: 245-3562 (1105 amino acids)
Biological process (GO): positive regulation of transcription by RNA polymerase II; negative regulation of transcription by RNA polymerase II; hormone-mediated signaling pathway
Molecular function (GO): RNA polymerase II cis-regulatory region sequence-specific DNA binding; zinc ion binding; nuclear receptor activity
Source: RefSeq, a predicted model, not a curated record